GCUGAUAACCCUUGUUUCUCUCAUCCCACUCGUCUCCUCUCUCCUUUCUUCUCCAGCGUCCGAUUAGCCCCCUCUCUCCCUUCCUCUCGCGCCAAAUCUUAAUCUCCACACAGGUUUCCUAUGGCGGAAGGUCCAGCGAGCCCCGGCGGCGGCGGGAGCCACGACAGCGGCGAGCACAGUCCCCGAUCGAAUGUCCGGGAGCAGGAUCGGUAUCUUCCGAUCGCGAAUAUUAGCCGGAUUAUGAAGAAGGCGCUUCCGGCGAACGGUAAGAUCGCUAAGGAUGCGAAGGAGACUGUGCAGGAGUGCGUUUCAGAGUUCAUCAGCUUCAUCACCAGCGAGGCGAGCGACAAGUGCCAGAGGGAAAAGAGGAAGACGAUUAAUGGUGACGACUUGCUUUGGGCUAUGGCGACUUUAGGUUUCGAAGACUACAUUGAUCCUCUCAAGGUUUACCUUGCGAAAUACAGAGAGAUGGAGGGUGACACCAAGGGUUCAGGCAAGGGUGGAGACUCUUCUUCUAAGAAAGAAGCUCAGCCAAGUGCCAUUGCUCAGAUUCCUCACCAAGGUUCUUUCUCUCAAGGAGCUACUUACUCAAAUUCUCAAACCCAACAAAUGAUGGUUCAUAUGCAAGGCUCGGAGUAGUUCAACUCUUGUUUACCCAACACCAUAAUUUAAUUGCUUAUCUGAGGAGAUCUUGUUCAGUGCCCAGGAAAAUAACAUAUUAAUUUAUUAUUCUGAUGUGAAUGCUAUAAACGUGAGGUUAGUUUUUCAGUGACUUCUGGUGUGGUUUGUAAACUAGGAGUUUCUUCGAGUCCAAUGCCUAUCUCAAGGUAAUAGCUUUGUCUCAGGAAGAGCUAUUGCAUUCCUUUGAUUUGUAAACUGGUGUCGUGAGAUAGGCAUUUGCUGUUGAGAGUGGUUAGGAAAUGUCAUGUAUGUUUCAAAUUUUUACAUUGUAUGAUUUUAUUUGCUGUAGACAGUUUUCAUAUUAAAAAAAUAAAAUAAAAUGGAAUCCUAUUGCCUGCGUUCGACAGCUUACCAAGAUUCCCAUUGUUUGGACCACCUGAGAAUGUUUGUGUGCUUUUCAAUUUGAUCAGGCAGUCUCCUUCAUGCACAAAAUCUAGCUCCGAUCUUUUUCAUAUCUGGUUAUGUGUCCACCCUGAGAGGGGUGGUUGUACCACUGUUUCCUUAAACCUGAGGAUACAAGAUAUUCAAUUGAUGCGAGCUAGUUGUAUUAAAGAAGGUUUCAAUCCUUUCUUUUCGUUCUA
This is a messenger RNA of Fragaria vesca subsp. vesca, 1262 nucleotides long. Its product is annotated as nuclear transcription factor Y subunit B-10-like. Bases 121 to 639 code for a protein of 172 amino acids. Gene Ontology annotation, cellular component: nucleus; CCAAT-binding factor complex. The record is from RefSeq and is a predicted model, not a curated record. The transcript is spliced from 7 exons. Gene Ontology annotation, biological process: regulation of transcription by RNA polymerase II. Lineage: Eukaryota; Viridiplantae; Streptophyta; Magnoliopsida; Rosales; Rosaceae. Gene Ontology annotation, molecular function: DNA-binding transcription activator activity, RNA polymerase II-specific; protein heterodimerization activity; RNA polymerase II cis-regulatory region sequence-specific DNA binding.